AUGCCUCAAGCUCCUCAGUUCAGCGGAAUCUCAGUGAAAGUGUUCUGUCUGAUGAAUGACACACACCAGCUGGAGUAUGUCACACUGCCAAAUGAAAACAUUGGAAACUUUCCUAAAAGGUCAAAUAAUGACUGUGGAAGUGAAGAGCCAUAUUUAAGAGCUGCUGGUGUUGGCAAGGAUGGAGUAACUGUGUAUCAAAAGAUCAGAAUUAUUCCAUCGACCAUGAGUGUUUUGAGAACUGACACUACCUUCACCAGCGGGAACAAGACGAAGCCACAUAAGUACGGUAAAGCAGAGGAUUGUUACUCAUAUAAGGGAGCAUGCAAACGAAUAGGAACCUUUCACAUUGAUACCCUUGGCACAGGAAUGAAGUUCGCCACUGACCUCAUGUGGACUGGAACAGGAAGCUCGUCUAAAGUGCACAGUAUUACCCGGACACAGGAUGGCGCCAUCAUUGAUCUGGUGUGUGGAGGCUGGUGUGCGGGAUGUGUUCCUAUUGGAGACAUGGUCCUCUACCCAAACAGUCAGGAUAUUCAGCCAUAGACCUGGUGUGUGAAGGGUGUUGGUUUAUGGUGUCGAUGACGGUUCGCUUGUAGUGGUGAGAUCCUCACGGACACAUGGACCUGGAUAUUCAGCCAAUGUUGUACAAUUUUCAAACUGAAUUUGAAAAAAGUAAAUGGUUGAUCAUAUGGCAGUGUAAGUAAGUGUACGCAUAUGUUUCAACUGGUUGAUGUUGUUACCGGGGCUGCUGGCCUGCUGUGUAGUGCAGGCUGCUAUACUCUGACA
This is a messenger RNA of Haliotis rubra (blacklip abalone), 786 nucleotides long. RefSeq names its product A disintegrin and metalloproteinase with thrombospondin motifs 9-like. The transcript is spliced from 3 exons. The record is from RefSeq and is a predicted model, not a curated record. Gene Ontology annotation, molecular function: metalloendopeptidase activity; zinc ion binding. Lineage: Eukaryota; Metazoa; Mollusca; Gastropoda; Lepetellida; Haliotidae. Bases 1 to 543 code for a protein of 180 amino acids.